Molecule: messenger RNA, 1437 nt
Organism: Alternaria atra
Lineage: Eukaryota; Fungi; Ascomycota; Dothideomycetes; Pleosporales; Pleosporaceae
Exons: 1
Coding region: 1-1437 (478 amino acids)
Source: RefSeq, a predicted model, not a curated record
AUGAACCUGUUCCUCAAGCUCAUCUAUUCUCUGGCAAGAGCUGAGAUACUGAAGUCGGUUCUGGCCUUCCAUCCCAAUCGACACGAACUUUCCGGAGGGCCGCUGAAGGUAGCCUUCGAGCAAUUAAGCUUUCUAGUGAAGGCGAAAUUCGAGAAUAUGGAUUUUUUCAUGCAGCACAAAUUCAAAAGAACUCUGUUGAACUUCAUGGCAGAGACAAGAUGGGCGGAGGCUACGAAUCCAUUGGAUAAGAUUUAUGGCGUCUUCAGCCUCGCCAGUGACGCGCGAACAUUGGGCUAUGAGCAUUUCUGCGGCGACAAACUCUUACCGCAACGUCCUUUCGAGAUCGACUAUAAGUUGACAAAGGAAGAGCUCUUCACUAACGUUACCAAGGCCAUAAUUUGUACUUCGAGAUCUUUAGAGAUACUUCGCUUCGCAAGAUACGAGCCGAACAGUACCAGCAACCUUCCAUCCUGGGUAGCUGAUUGGGCUAAUCCCAUGCCACAUGUCGUUCAUGACUAUCUUCCCGUAGAACCCAUCAACAAGAACGGAAGUCACUCUUGGCGUCCCUUACCAAAAUCUUCAGAAACCCCGAACUCAUGGACUGCUAUACCUUGUGAAAUUACCAAUCGCUGUGGAGCAUAUUUCAGAAUCGGGCAUGAGAACACACUGACGGUCACGGGUAUACAAUUUGACACGAUCAAAACAAUAUCCUCCCAAGUCGUUCCCCAGGAUCAAAGCUCAUAUUCCUUCGGGCCGCAGAACAAGGACUUUACGGAAGAAGCGAGAGAAUGUCAUCACCACCUUGAAUUGCUCAAGGUCUGGAGCGAGGAAUGCGUAAGACAGGCUCAAACAUGUACCCCAUAUCCAACCGGACAGAGCUUAUCAAGCGCGCUAUGGAGCAUGUUGAAUGGCUACGAUACUCGGAAAGAGGAUCAGGUACCCGAUGGCUGCCUUGCGCUUCCUCAAGCGAUCGAGAAUGUCCAAGUCACGCUUGGCAAUGUCGAAAAACAGAUUCACUCCAAACACGCCGAUGCUCUAUCCGAUGUUUUAGGGUGCGCAGCGCUGUCAAACUUCCUGCAUCGUCUGUCACAGCUCCCAAAGAUGAGCCAAACAUGUUUGGCGCAGAAGUUUGUCACUACUCAGAGGCGAUACAUGGGGUUGAUGCCUGAGGGAGCAAAGGUGGGCGACAUAGUCUGUGCGAUCUAUGGUUGUGCAACACCAGUGGUGUUGCGCAGUUAUGAGAACGGAUAUUUCAGACUUAUUGGUCACGGGAGAGUGCAUGGCUUCGACUUUGAUAAUGCCGUCAUCGAAUCGACAUUUACUCGUCGGAAAGGCAUGAGGAAAUCUAGGAAAGGAUUUACGUUCAUGACAUUUGAUCCGGCUGGACGGAAGAUUUAUACGUUACUCAAGGAGACAAGAAACUUCACUUUAAUAUGA